AUGUAUUCCACUCUUGAGGUGGAUAUUCAGCCAGGCGUCGGCCUCGGAAUGUUUCAGCUUGGUUCCUCGCUGUGGAAUGUAAUAGACCUCUUGCGCAGAAUGCAACAUGCAUUUCCCUUGGUUGAUGUCAAGUUCGACCCAGACUUCCCCGUCGCACCUGUCAUUCUCCACAUUCGGCCCCACGUAGACUUGCUCUUCUCCGGCCGCCAUCAACGAUUGCACACGAUCUGCGUGAGGAAGUUGCGAGAUCUCAACCCGCCAGUGAGUCUGAAGUACAAGGAGAUGACACUUUCAUCCAGUGAAGAGGUGCUGCGACGUGUUGGCGUCAGUCGAACGUUUGGACCGACAUACCCUGGUGACGAUCUGCGUUAUCCGGGAGUCUUGUUCAGCUUUGAAGAGGAUGGCAGAGCCGAAGGCCUCAAGGUUUCACCUGCCCAACCAAGUGAUAGGAUGCAGGAAGUGAAGAGAGUCAUCAUCACCCAGAAGAGCAUAGCUGGUGAGGUCAGAGAUGCCCUCGAUGAAGUGGUCGAAUGUACGGCGAUGAAUGGUGAAGUGCGUCAGGCUGUCAUCAAGGUGCACGAAGGCGUAGACUUAUACUUCCACCCUGUGGAUGCGAAUUACGUGCGAAUACGUAUAGGUGUCAGCACUGCACAAGAUUUAUCAUGCGACUUAGGCCCUCCUCUCCGUGUCCACUACAAGGAAGAUGACAGGAUGACCAUCCACUCGAGAAAAGCCGGCGUCGAUGAUGAUGCAGACACAGACUACUUCUAUAAUUAUCUUCAACACGGCAUCGAUUUUCUCAUCUCUGGUACAACACAUGUUGUGAAGAAGAUAGUGGCUCAUACCAACGUGCCAGGGAGUCCACUCUUUCAACGAUACAAGCGUUGUCCUUGGGAAAUCGAGGGUAAACCUGAAGAUGACGAGGACGAGACACCGCCCCGUGUCAAGUUCCACGAUCGAGUGGAAGAAAUCAGUCAUUUUCUAAGCCAAGGGGAACCACCGUCUUCUAUGCUACUAGACCGGACGGACGAAGAGGAUAAUCUUACGUUGCCGAGCUCAAAGACGCGAUUGCUUGGUUUUGAUGGGAUCAUCCUCGAAGCUACGGAAUCUGGUCAUGUAGUGUCCGUGACUUUAUUCUAG
Messenger RNA from Laetiporus sulphureus 93-53, 1140 nucleotides. Its product is annotated as UPF0183-domain-containing protein. The record is from RefSeq and is a predicted model, not a curated record. Gene Ontology annotation, biological process: Golgi to plasma membrane protein transport. Gene Ontology annotation, cellular component: trans-Golgi network. The transcript has 8 exons. Bases 1 to 1140 code for a protein of 379 amino acids. Lineage: Eukaryota; Fungi; Basidiomycota; Agaricomycetes; Polyporales; Laetiporaceae.